Molecule: messenger RNA, 2277 nt
Organism: Acaulospora morrowiae
Lineage: Eukaryota; Fungi; Glomeromycota; Glomeromycetes; Diversisporales; Acaulosporaceae
Source: the annotation of a GenBank genome assembly
AUGGCUUCACCAGACAAAGAUACUCCCGAAAAAGAUAUAGUAGCGGCUCACGAACCAACUUAUCCCGCGCAUCGAGAUCAAUUCCCCGCAUUACUACCUUCAAGUGUUGGCAGUGGUGGUCGCCCACCUCCAUCACAAAUUAAACGAUCAAAAAACAUUCCCCUUCUCCAGAGUUCAAUCCAAUCCAACUAUGAAAAAAUCGUGAAAUAUAUCAUUUUAUCGUACAUCAUAUUAGAAUUAUUAUUUCGAGUGCUUACGGUUUAUCAUGUUCAAGAUUUUGUGAAAAGUGAUCUAGGGUUUCUUGAGGGAAUCAGCGUUAUAUUGUGUAAGCCAUUUCAUUCAUUACGUACUUUUCUACCUACCGCGUAUGCUCUAAUCAAUCUCAACAUCAAAAAUGUAGUCAAGAAAGAAGGAUACUUCUUAUUUGGAAAAUACAUUCUCACCACGACACAAAUCGCCACACUAGCCAAUACAUCCGAAAGUCUUGUGUUCAUAAUGCUUUCAUUAUUCGUCAUUCAUCUAUGGUUUAUUCUUAAAGAGUCAAACCCAAUUUUUAAUACCGAGGAGAGAAGUCGUAAAAUUGAAAUUUCAUUGGCGGUCCCAGUGAUAUUACUUGCAUUGGCACGGUGCUUCGAAUAUCAACCUAAACCGUCAUUAGGGACGGCGAACGUGAUUUCCGAAAGAAACACUGAUAACGUGUCUGUAAAUGUUACGAAUAUUGAAAGCGAAGAGGCUAUCAGAGCAGAGGAAAGAGAAAUGAGAAGAGUUGAAUCAGAAAAUAAAAGGUACUUCAAGUGUCUAUAUGGAUGUUGUGACGGGUGUUGCGGAUACGUUGCCAAAAAUUUGCGAGCAUGUUAUCGUCUGAAAUGUGAUUUUGGAAUUUUUGAUUGCGACGGAUUCAUUGCGGGGUGUUUUGGAAGUUUUUUAAACAUGUUUGCGCGUUGUAGACGACGGGCAGAUGAAAAUCCUAUACUAAAUGCAAAUCGCUUUGUUAAAUCGCAUCCAACGCGCACGAAACCUUUGAUUCACAAGAUCGGUCAAAAUGUUGAAGAUACAACCAAAGUUUCAUUCAUGAGAGGGGCCUUUAAGUUGAGAGAGGCAUGUCAGGUAUCUUUUUUUUACAUAUUGAUCCAACUCGAAGACAACGCGAUGACCAUAGUAACCACCACUGCGAAAGCCGAUGUUAUUACUGCAGCGCAAAACGUUCCCUGUAGUGAUGGCACAACACUUACAAAAACCUCUGGCAGAAAAUUUUUCAAAAUCGAUAUGCACACUCAUAUACUUCCAAAACAUCUGCCGGACAUGGAAAAGAAAUGUGGUUAUGGCGGAUGGAUAAAAUUGAAUCAUAACGAAGAAGGUAAGGCCAACAUGCUUUUGGACGGAAAAAAUUUCCGCGAAGUCAAGUGUAAUUGUUGGUCUGUUAAUGAAAGAGUGCACGAAUGUAAUGUAACCGGGGUGGACGUGCAGGUUCUUUCAACUGUACCCGUAAUGUUCGCCUACUUUGGAAAACCUCAACAUACUCUCGAAUUGGCGCGCUACCUUAACGAUCAUAUUGCACAAGUAUGCUCGGAAAAUCCCAGACGAUUUGUUGGACUUGGCACGGUCCCAAUGCAAUCACCGGAUUUGGCGGUACAAGAGCUGAAAAGAUGUGUUAAUGAACUUGGACUUUGUGGUGUACAAAUAGGAAGUCAUAUCAAUGAAUGGAAUUUGGACGCGCCCGAAUUGAACCCAUUUUGGGAGGCUUGCGAAAAUCUCAAUGCUGCGGUAUUCGUUCACCCGUGGGAUAUGGAAAACAAAGGUCGAAUGGAAAAAUAUUGGUAUCCAUGGUUAAUCGGAAUGCCUUGCGAAACGACGAUUUCAAUUUGCUCCGUGAUUUUCGGAGGUGUACUCGAACGCUAUCCAAAAUUAAAAAUAUCUUUUGCUCAUGGUGGAGGUUCAUUCUUCGGGACUCUGGGACGAAUUGUACACGGUUUUGAGGUUCGACCAGAUCUAUGUGCCAUCAAAAUAAAAAAGAGCCCUCUUGAAUAUCUAAAAAGAAUCUACGUUGAUUCGUUAGUUCACGACGAAGAUGCCUUACAAAUUAUCAUUAAGAAAAUCGGUGCAGGACAAAUCAUGUUGGGUAGUGACUAUCCAUUCCCUCUAGGUGAGCAUCAUCCUGGAGAAAUGAUCGAGCGAUGCGAAUGGUUAAGCGAUGAGGAUAAAGAAAGGCUUUUGGGCAAAAACGCGCUAAAGUUUCUUGGAAUUGAAAAUCAUAAGUUUUAUGGUUUCAACAAAUAA